Messenger RNA from Aspergillus sclerotioniger CBS 115572, 528 nucleotides. RefSeq lists its product as uncharacterized. Gene Ontology annotation, biological process: mycotoxin biosynthetic process. NCBI's taxonomy places the organism in Eukaryota, Fungi, Ascomycota, Eurotiomycetes, Eurotiales, Aspergillaceae. The coding region runs from base 1 to 528 and encodes 175 amino acids. The record is from RefSeq and is a predicted model, not a curated record. The transcript has 2 exons.
AUGAGGCAUCAAAGCAGUCUACCCUCUCUAAACAACGUCGCCCCUCGAAUCCCCAUUCCUUCCAUCGCACGCGAAUUCGUCCCUUGGUCGAAUUUCUCCAACGAACCUCCUCAAUCUGGAGACAUUCCCGAACCCAUCUGGGACUCUCUAAUCCCUAAUGGCCUCGGAUACUUCCAAGACGCCUCCCUAACCAAUAAACCCUCCAUCCCAACAGUCUUUCACCAACUCCACUGCCUCUACAUCCUCCGUCGCGCCUACUACGCCCGCUCUGAUGAGAACGACCUCGAAGGCUUCGACUUUGGGAAGAACCGCUCCAUCCACGUUCCACACUGCUUCGACUACCUCCGUCAGGGUAUUACCUGCUCGGCGGAUACAACAGUGGAGCCAGCAGUAGACGAGGAAAAUGGGUUCUUGGGUAGUGGGUUUCCUCGUCAGUGUGUGGAUUUCGAGGCCUUGAAGGAGUAUGUUGAGGAGAGAAGGAUCUUUAACGCGACCGGGUUUUUGGCGGUGGGAUAUCAUCAUCAUUAG